UGGGAAAAGGAAUCGAGAAUCAUAGAAUUGGUUAGGUUGGAUCGUCGUUGUGUUGGCGGUGUGACAGAAGAGAUAUUUUUGGUUCCCUAUACUGGAAUACAAAAUGGAAAUGGACAACCAUAUGCAACAAGAAGAGCAAGAACGACCUUUGCGUACUGGUCCACCAGAUAUAUCAGGAACAUACUCCUUGUUGGUUUUAAAUAUUUCCUUCCGCACCACUCCCAACGACUUGACCCCUUUGUUUGAUAAGUAUGGGGAAGUAGUAGAUUGUUACAUUCCAAGGAAUCGAAGAAAUGGACAUUCGAGAGGUUUUGCGUUUGUUCGUUUUCGAAAAGAAGAAGAUGCAAGAAAGGCAAUGGAGGAAAUGGAUGGAAGGGAGGUGGACGGAAGGUCCAUCACCGUUCAGUUUGCCAAAUAUGGACGUGGAGAGGAAAGGAGAGAACGAAGAAGCUUUCGGACGAGAUCAAGUCGUUCUUUCGGUGGCAGAAAUGGCGGGCCACGCUUUCGAGAGGACUCGUAUAGAAGGAGACGCAGUAGUCGUUCGCCAGAGCGUUCGAGACAUUCUCGUCGUAGGCAUAGUAGGAGUCCUCGUAGAAGACAUUCACCGAGGCGUAGCAUUUCACCACCACGCAGACGCCGCGAGGAAAGAGAUUAUUCUCAUUCCGCUAGUAACCCACGUUAUUCAGAAGAUAGGAUGAGAGAUGUGGAUGAAAAAGAAGUGGUUUAUGAGCGCAGGUGAUUGAGUAUUCCAGUGGAUAUCCCGUUGUUUGCAAAAAAUUACGUUGCAUACGUCUCACUCAAAGUGCUAUAGCUGCCUUUGGUAUCGUGCUACAUUAUAAAUGAGUACUUUGUUUGCGAGCUGUUUUAUCUUUGUUGAACCAGAAAGACUUGUUGUGUGUGGUUGUUUGCUAAUUUUCAAGUCUACUUAGCUUUCAUGGGAAGACAUUCUAAAACCAGAUGGCUAAAUGUGACUUUAUUGAACAAGAAUUACGCAGUACGACGAUAUAUACAUAUAUAUAUUGUCUGACAACUUGUAUAAUAGAAAGGAAUGUAUCUUGUGAAAACAAGAAAAAGACCUUUUCAAAUUAAAAACUCACAAAAACGA
Molecule: messenger RNA, 1105 nt
Organism: Galdieria sulphuraria
Lineage: Eukaryota; Rhodophyta; Bangiophyceae; Galdieriales; Galdieriaceae
Product: splicing factor, arginine/serine-rich 2
Exons: 3
Coding region: 104-739 (211 amino acids)
Molecular function (GO): RNA binding
Source: RefSeq, a predicted model, not a curated record